GUUUGGCGCUUUGGUGUCUUCAAGAUGGCGGGGCUGCAGUUGAGGCAGUAUGGCGACGCGUGGAGAAUAUAAUAAUUCUUGAAAGGUAGUCAGGUGCCCAAUAGAAGACAGCCGUGUCAUAUUAAUCGCUCCUAGAAGAUACAAGUGGAGGAUGAUCAGAGCCUAGAUCCCAUAUUAAGCUGAAUGCAUUGUGAUUUCCAAUAAUUGAGACAGUGAUUCUGAAAGCUGUCUACAUUAAUGAAAAGAACAAUGUAGUCAGCUUAGCAAUUUCACCUCUGGUACGUGGUCUAUACAGGGAUGUGCUUCUGCAUGUUGCAUUCUGGGUUUAGAUAAGAAGAAAGUCUCUUAACAGGUCAGAUUUUAGAAUACAUUAUCAGUCGGUAUAAGUGUUAGUUCGUUACACAGAGGAAAUGGAGAUAGAUGAUGUGCUCCCCCCUCUCCCCUUGGAGCCACCUGGUGAUUUUGGCCAAGAUGAGGGCAUAGCACCUCCACCACCUCCCCUGCAAACGUCCAGUGACGCAGAGGUAAUGGACGUUAGCUCUGGUGGUGAUGGAUACACAUACACCCCAGGGGACGGGGAAGCAACGUCACAGCAGCCCCUCAGCAAAGGCUCGAUAACUUUCUGUAGCCACCUCUCAGAUGAGGCCAAUCCCGAACCACAGUGCCCCAGAACAGCCCGCCACGCUCCCCCAGUCACCGGGUUCCUACCAAACCUCCAGCUGCUCAGAGAUGUUAAGAUCCGUGUAAGCUUCACUGAAAGCAGCAAUAGCAAAGACAGGAAGGUUUUGUACACAGGUGAAGGGCAAGAGGGAAGAAGCGAUGACUGCUUAGACAGCAUAAAUGGUGAGUUGCAUGACUCGAUGAGCGAGCAGGAGGUAGCUGAGGGUAGCUCUGGAGCAGGAAACAGACCAGAGGAGUCUGAUGUAGACAUGGAAAACAAGGUAGAGUUUGCGGUCCUGGAUGAGUUGGAUGACUUCUACGAGAACUUCCUGGAUCACGACGAUGUGGAUCAUGGUGGCUUUAAGUCUGAGGUCAUAGUUCAGCAGGAGCAAGCAGAUGAGGAGGCCGUGGGUUUCUCCUAUGAGGAGGAGUUUGACAAUGAUGUGGAUGCUCUGCUGGAGGAGGGCAUGCCAGUCGCAAAAAAGAUGCGUCCAGCAGAUGACAACAAUGGCGACAACAAUGACAGUGAUCAUCCGUCAGAUGGCGAAGGAGGUGUUCAGCCCAUGAUGACCAAAAUUAAGACUGUCCUGAAGAGUCGUGGGCGUCCACCCACCGAGCCUCUCCCUGAUGGAUGGAUCAUGACAUUCCAUAACUCAGGCAUUCCAGUGUACCUGCACAGAGAGACCCGGGUGGUCACCUGGUCCAGACCGUACUUCCUUGGGACUGGCAGUAUUAGGAAACACGACCCUCCCACCAGCAGCAUCCCUUGUCUACACUACAAGAAAAUUAAGGAUCGGGAGGAAAAGGAGCUGAUUGAGGAGAUGACACAUAAGGUGGAGGAGUCUCCUGUCAUGCCCGCCGACGAGGCCAAUGGUGAAGAGACGGCAGGCAAGUCAGAUGUCACAGCUGAGGAGCAGGACGGCGUCCUGCCCCCCGCUACAACUGAAGGUGACCCAGAUGGAGAGGGUACCACCAAUAACACCCUGCCGGUUAAAAAGCCCCAUCCCUUUGACCUUGCCCACGGAGCCUUAGGACAAGUGAGGGCCAAGGUGGAGGUGUGCAAGGACGAGUCCAUAGACCUGGAAGAGUUUCGCCUCUACCUGGUCAAAUGCUUUGACUUUGAACAAGUCACCGUAAAGAAGUUUCGUACCUGGGCCGAGCGAAGGCAGUUCAACAGAGACAUGAAGAGGAAGCAGGCCGAGACCGAGAGACCCAUCCUGCCUGCCAACCAGAAGCUCAUCACGCUGUCGGUCCAUGAUGCACCCACUAAGAAAGAAUUUGUCAUCAACCCGAACGGGAAGUCUGAAGUUUGCAUCUUGCAUGAAUAUAUGCAGCGAGUCCUAAAGGUUCGACCUGUUUACAACUUUUUUGAAUGUGAGAACCCAAGUGAACCCUUUGGAGCGUCGGUCGUUAUAGACGGAGUCACGUACGGCACAGGAACCGCAAGUAGUAAAAAACUUGCCAAGAAUAAAGCUGCUCGAGCCACACUGGAAAUCCUCAUCCCUGACUUUGUGAAGCAGACCUCGGAGGAGAAGCCCGUUGAGGGCGAUGAACUGGAGUAUUUUAAUCAUAUCAAUAUAGAAGACUCGAGGGUGUAUGAGCUGACCAACAAAGCGGGACUACUUUCGCCAUAUCAGAUUCUUCAUGAGUGCCUUAAAAGAAACCAUGGAAUGGGAGACACCAGCAUUAAAUUUGAGGUGAUCCCAGGGAAAAACCAGAAGAGUGAAUAUGUGAUGACGUGUGGGAAGCACACCGUGCGGGGCUGGUGCAAGAACAAGAGGGUGGGAAAACAACUAGCAUCGCAGAAGAUCUUGCAGAUGCUUCAUCCUCACGUCAAGAACUGGGGCUCACUGCUGCGCAUGUACGGCAGAGAGAGCAAUAAGAUGGUCAAGAAGGAGAACUCUGACAAGAGUGUGAUCGAGCUCCAGCAGUACGCCAAAAAGAACAAGCCAAACCUUCAUAUCUUGAACAAACUGCAAGAAGAAAUGAGGAAACUAGCCACGCAGAGGGAGGAAACCAGGAAGAAACCCAAGAUGACCAUAAUGGAGUCUGCCCAGCCGGGGAGUGAGCCCCUCUGCACUGUUGACGUUUGAGUCUUGAAAUCACUGAUGAACCACGGCACUGAAACCUCGUCACUGUCUGACAUCACACGCACCGCCAUCCCUCACUAAAUAUGCAUCAGACCUAAUGGCAAUAUAGUUCCACGUUGACCAGGCCAGUAGAGCUGAUUGCUUCGCCCGUGUUUUAUUGGUUCAGCUGGUAGAUGUGCACUAACUGACAGUAGAGCAGAUAUCGUCUACCUCUCUAGAUGCAUCCUCGCUAUAUGGCUCUAGAAAAAAGAAUCACCCACGCUGCAGAGAAGUAAACAUGACAUGAUAACAUAUGAACCACAUCACAAUAGAAACGCAUGCCUCUUUGAUCGCGAACACUCCACCCCUUGGUUUUGUUUUGAAGUGUCGUUUUCAACAGUCGCCGUCUUAGAGCGCCGCCAGUAUUUACUUUUGUUUGUGCUUAACGUAUUUGAAAGGGACUACUAAUACUUGUGUAUUUAUACUAUUCAUUUUAAUUGGGGAAACAAAGUUACUAGUUUAUUGGGUCUUUUAAUGGUCGGUGUUAUGAAUACGUUCUGUUGCUCCUCAGAAUGGACAGUUUGCGGUCUUGGUUUGCACGAUCUUCAGAAGAUGCAUUGUGAAGUGACGACCACGCAGAACUAUUGUUAUGCACUUGUGUCAUGUCGCUGGUACAGGAAUAACUUUGGUGUGUGUGUGUGUGUGUGUGUGUGUGUGUGUGUGUGUGUGUGUGUGUGUGUGUGUGUGUGUGUGUGUGUGUGUGUGUGUGUGUGUGUGUGUGUGUGUGUGUGUGUGUGUGUGUGUGUGUGUGUGUGUGUGUGUGUGUGUGUGUGUGUGUGUGUGUGUGUGUGUGUGUGUGUGUGUGUGUGUGUGUGUGUGUGAUUAAAGUACUAAUGCCAUGCACACAAACUAUUUGGUACAUUUCAACAGCUUUGUUUUGAGUUUGGGUGCCCUUAAGAAACCACAUUGGCUACAUGUUGCCUUAGUUAAUCCAUUUCAUGAAGGGCUCAGAGUAUAAUGCCGUACAUUGGACCUACAACAGGAAGUGGAAAGAUCAAGCCCCCUGUGCUCGAUAAAGCAUUUGUUUAGCCAAUUAGUAUUUUAAUGAAGACAGCCUGUAAAGCAUCAGCAACUUAAGGGACAAAUGCCUCCAGCAUGUGAGUUCUCAGACUCGUCUUAAUGGAUUGUGUGUGGUUUGCCAUCAUUGUGACCGUUGAUCAUAUUUUCAGUAGAAUACAUUUUUCAAAAGGCAGCCUUGCAACAUGUUGUUGGUACACUGACAUGAACAAGCUGAAAGUCUGUAUACCAAAGCUUACAUACAGUCUUAUGCAUUUUAUAGAAUACUUAAUGUUUCUGCAAACUGUACAGAAGAAACAUCGAACAGGAAUAAAACACUCAUCAACUGCUGGAAGGAAAUUAACUGCUGUGCAUUCUGUCAAGUGUUUGGCCUGUGGGUUUUCUACUAAAUAUUCAAAGGCGCUUCAGUUGUGACGUUGUAGGUUGCUUUAAGAAUGUGCUUUCCUUGUGUGUGUCUUACCACGUGUGUUUCAGUGAGAAGAAAAUACUGCUUUUACAUGUGUUGCUGUUGAGUUGUUUGAGUUGUUGCUGCCUAGAAAAUGAAGUAUGUAUCUCAACCUGAGCUCCAUGACUUCAGUGAUUUGUUAUGCAAAAUAAAAUGUCUUGACUAAUGACGGA
Cottoperca gobio is the source of this 4424-nucleotide messenger RNA. RefSeq names its product DGCR8 microprocessor complex subunit (gene dgcr8). The transcript has 14 exons. Bases 411 to 2753 code for a protein of 780 amino acids. Gene Ontology annotation, molecular function: double-stranded RNA binding; heme binding; identical protein binding. NCBI's taxonomy places the organism in Eukaryota, Metazoa, Chordata, Actinopteri, Perciformes, Bovichtidae. The record is from RefSeq and is a predicted model, not a curated record. Gene Ontology annotation, cellular component: microprocessor complex. Gene Ontology annotation, biological process: primary miRNA processing.